Pongo pygmaeus (Bornean orangutan) is the source of this 1150-nucleotide messenger RNA. Its product is annotated as mitotic-spindle organizing protein 2B. The transcript has 5 exons. Gene Ontology annotation, cellular component: spindle; centrosome. NCBI's taxonomy places the organism in Eukaryota, Metazoa, Chordata, Mammalia, Primates, Hominidae. The record is from RefSeq and is a predicted model, not a curated record. Bases 393 to 1049 code for a protein of 218 amino acids.
AAAUUACACGCUUUCUUGAAAGAGGCAUUUACUGAGCGCCCAAUGUAUGCCUGGCACUGGGCUGGGUGCUGCCACCUAAGCGAGCACGACCAAUGCAAUCUAUCAGAGAGGCCCUAACCGCCAAGCAGCUGGCCCCUGCAGUCCGCCAUGCCACUCCCGACGCCUAGCGCGCCGCUCAGCACACCGUGAGCGCCCACUAACUGUUGGGCUCCAAUGACGCAGCGGAGGCAGCCCCGUCCCCGCGCUCCCGCCGGUCCCGCCGUUCCCGCCGCACCCGCAGCUCCCGCCAAGACCGCCCUGGAGGCCAGACGCUGGCCUGCAGGGAGAGGGCGGUGGGCGCAUUCGCUAGGGGGCGCGGCGGGGCGGGGCGCACCUUUCCGCGGGCCGCGCGGAUGGCGGCGCAGGGUGUAGGGCCUGGGCCGGGGUCGGCGGCGCCCCCGGGGCUGGAGGCGGCCCGGCAGAAGCUGGCGCUGCGGCGGAAGAAGGUGCUGAGCACCGAGGAGAUGGAGCUGUACGAGCUGGCGCAGGCGGCGGGCGGCGGUAUCGACCCCGACGUGUUCAAGAUCCUGGUGGACCUGCUGAAGCUGAACGUGGCCCCCCUCGCCGUCUUCCAGAUGCUCAAGUCCAUGUGUGCCGGGCAGAGGCUAGCGAGCGAGCCCCAGGACCCUGCGGCCGUGUCUCUGCCCACGUCGAGCGUGCCCGAGACCCGAGAGGCCUACUUUCUCUCUGCCAGGAACAGUAGCCCCCCUGCAAGGCCCUCCUUUUCCUCCAGCCCGCAGCCUGCGGCGUCUCCGGUUCUGCUCCACAGCCCGGCUGCCACACACUCGCCUCUCUCUCCAGGCCCCCCGGGUUCCCUCCGCCUCUCUUGCUGCCUGUUCUCUCCUUUUGCAGGGAGAAACAAAGGCAGCGCUGCCCUCGGGGGAGCAUUGGCCCUGGCGGAACGCAGCAGCCGCGAAGGAUCCAGCCAGAGGAUGCCACGCCAGCCCAGCGCUACCAGGCUGCCCAAGGGGGGCGGGCCUGGGAAGAGCCCUACGCGGGGCAGCACCUAGGAUGGGGCAGAGACUUGUCACAUCUUUGUCCCCAGCAAAGGCUGCAUGUUAUCUCCUUCGGUUGAUAAUAAACCUUUCUGAGAUGCAGAGGGUCCAGGUCA